AUGAAGCACUUAGAAGCGACACACGGACGUUCUUCAAUCAAGACGGAAACGACGGAGGGAAACAAGCGACGUAAGGUAGAGGUGGUCAAUGCUACGAAGGCCUCCGCUCUUUUUAAGAAUGACCCGAAACGCUUCUACGAAAUGCUAUGGACUCAUCUGGUUAUACCGAAGCUGCUACCUUUGGGUUUCUGCGAGAACGACAAGGUUCAGCAUUUUGUUAAAUGCAGUGGGUCACCUAUUGGCAAACAUCUACCCACGCGCAAGAGACUUCACCAUUUGAUUUUUAAAGUAUAUCACGCUACGAAAGAGGGCUUCAGAACCGAUCUAAGGAAGAUCAAAGCUAGCUGCCCUUUACCAAUAUUUCAUCUGAACGUGGAUCUCUGGACCUCGAAGACCUCUAAAGACAAAUAUGUCGGGAUUCGAAUCAUCUUCGUGGAUGCUCAAUGGCGUAUGGAUAUAUCCAUUCUCGCCAUAAAGCGCUUUUGUCCAGGCUCGGCGAAAUACAAGAGCUUCCGGUUAUCAGAGGUCCUUCAUUCAUGGGUCAUAGAUGUUCUUGCAGAGUUUGGCUUUUUGCCCUCGGAUAUUGCUGGGUCUACAUCUGACGGAGGGGACCUGCGUGCCAAGUUUUUCCACGGAAAUUCAGCAGACAGCAACGAAACUCAUCAAAAACGCAAGAGAGCAACAAAGGUGGAACGUGCAAGGCAGAAGGCGCUUGAUCGGCAAUUCGUAAACAACACGAAACUGCGCGCCGAAAGACUCGCACGAUUGGCGGUGCUACAGAUCCAGCAUCCGCAGCUUGCUGAUGUCCCGGAUGGUGUUGCGAUGGUGGAUGAGCCAUUGAUAAAGAACGAGGUAGAGAAUGAAGAUAAAAGUGCUAGACAGCUGCACUAUCACCGGGCUUGUUACACAUGCAAAAUUAAAUUUCGAGCGCUGCAUCACUUUUACGACCGAUUGUGUCCGUCCUGUGCUGAGCUUAACUUCAAAAAGCGUACGCAAACGGCCGACUUACGAGGGCAUAUUGCGAUCGUCACCGGUGCAAGAGUAAAGAUUGGAUACGAGAUUACACUUAAGUUGCUGCGGAGUGGAGCAGUUGUGGUCGCCACAACGCGAUUCCCGAAGGAUGCCGCGUUUCGAUUCGCCAAGGAAAAGGACUUUGAAGUUUGGAAAGGUCGAUUGCACAUUUAUGGCAUGGAUUUCCGCGAUUUAGGAGUAAUUGACAAGUUUAUGAACCACAUUGAUUCGACUUACCAUCGUCUUGAUAUCUUGAUCAACAACGCAACCCAAACAAUACGACGACCCGUGCACUAUUACAAGCACUUACUUAAAUGUGAGGUCGCACCGGUCCCGGAAAGUAUGCCGGAAGUUAAUGAACUUCUUUGUGGAAAUGCUAAGCUUCUUGAUAAUGCUUGCACUGGCGAGAGUGUCGAGAAAAAUAGCAGCAAAAAUGCUAACGAGAAUAUCUCAUUGUUUGUCGACGCCACACCUGCAUCUGUGCAGUUAUCACAGAUACCUCUCAUCGCUGAAGACGAACAUUCCUCAGAGACGGAAGCCUUGUUUCCUAUCGGUCAAGUCGAUAACAACCAGCAACAAGUAGACUUGCGCACCUCCAACUCGUGGACUCAGAAAAUCAACCAGAUUGAGACUAUGGAGCUUGUAGAAGUGUUUGCAAUUAACACGAUGGCGCCAUUUCUUCUCAACAAACGUGCAAUCCCUCUGCUUGAAGCUAGCUCAAAUACACGCCGAUUCAUCAUUAAUGUAAGCGCAAUGGAGGGCAAAUUUUAUCGAAGCAAGACGCCAAACCACCCACACACAAACAUGGCAAAGGCCGCGGCAAACAUGAUGACGAGAACAUGUGGCGCAGAUCUUGCUCUGAAAGGCAUCUUUAUGAACAGCGUGGAUACGGGUUGGAUCAACGACGAAAACCCGCGUGACGCGGCUGUUCGCAUUGCUAGUUCUCACAACUUUCAAACGCCAUUAGAUGAAAUUGAUGCGGCUGCUCGUGUUCUCGAUCCCAUUUUUUGUCUGCAUGAAGAAGGCAAUACGGUCGAGCCAAUUUAUGGAAAAUUCUUAAAGGAUUACACGAUUUCAGAAUGGUGA
Messenger RNA from Plasmopara halstedii, 2097 nucleotides. RefSeq lists its product as hypothetical. Lineage: Eukaryota; Oomycota; Peronosporomycetes; Peronosporales; Peronosporaceae. The coding region runs from base 1 to 2097 and encodes 698 amino acids. The record is from RefSeq and is a predicted model, not a curated record. The transcript has 5 exons.